GACUUCAGGCAGACGGCCAGUUCACAAUCCAGAGGAACACAGCCAUGAGGAUGAUGAUGAUGAGAGGAAUCGCUCUUCUGCUGCUCGUCUGCCAACAGAUGGAUGUACACGGCCACACACUGAGCAGACACACCGCCAACAUCAACACCAAACUCAAGAGUUUGUUACAGCAGUUUGAAGAGAUUCUGAACACAGAAGAAACUUCUGACAGAGACACGGAUUAUGAUGAAAUCAACCGGGGCGUGAUGGAGCAGAGCCCGGUCUCCACGGCCUGGGACAGAGAGGAUGACGUCAUCGCCGCUGAGGACUCGAAUCCUGCCGAGGGAUACGAGACGCAGAGAAAACGCCUCAUGGACCUCCUCAUGUCCACCCGGAGUAAAAGCUUGUCUGGAUGUUUUGGGGGAAGACUGGAUCGCAUCGGCUCCACCAGCACACUCGGGUGCAACUCCAAGAAAGGCUAGCGUGAGUGAUGUAACCUCCUCCUCCAUUCACGAAUCCUUCAUGUAUCUUCCAGGAUGUGAUCAGUCUCUGGAUGUAUUUUGAGAGAGUUGCUCAUCUGUCGGCUGUAAUUUUUCAAAUUAAAUUGAUUUUGACAGAUUUAUGGAUCCAAUGUCUUCUUGUGUUAAAACUGUACAUUAUUCAGAUUUCAUUUAGCUUUCUUUGUGAACGUAUUUAUUAAGAAUGACUAACCCGAGUGCUUGUGAAGACAUACAAUGUGUAUUAUUCUGCUGCAUUUAUUCAUCAACUGCUGACAUGCAAUGUUUUCUUGACAAGACACUUGUUUUAUGUGUGUGUGACACACACUCUGUGAUAUCCACAGUGGGAAACGGUUGUAAAAUAUGUGAGAUUUCAGGAACUGUACCAUCUGAUACUCCACCAGUUGUAGAACUGAGAAUGUAACCUUAAUAAAACCAUUCGAAAUAAAAAACUUGAGAGAUUC
Triplophysa dalaica is the source of this 940-nucleotide messenger RNA. RefSeq names its product natriuretic peptide A (gene nppa). Gene Ontology annotation, molecular function: hormone receptor binding; hormone activity. Gene Ontology annotation, cellular component: cytoplasm; nucleus; extracellular region. The coding region runs from base 45 to 461 and encodes 138 amino acids. NCBI's taxonomy places the organism in Eukaryota, Metazoa, Chordata, Actinopteri, Cypriniformes, Nemacheilidae. The record is from RefSeq and is a predicted model, not a curated record. Gene Ontology annotation, biological process: cGMP biosynthetic process; neuropeptide signaling pathway; negative regulation of systemic arterial blood pressure. The transcript is spliced from 2 exons.